AUGUGUGCAGAAAAAAAGUAUGAAGCAGCAGAAAUUGUUGGCCACACUUUAAUUGAUGAAGUUAGAGUGCUUUCAAAGUUGUUACUGGUGAUAUUAAAGUCGGUAUUUUUUUCGGUGCCAGUCUUUUUCAGUUGGAUAAAAGAAAUUAUUUAUCCACCUAAUCCUAAGAUUGUUAAAGGUCAAUUAGCAUUGGUCACGGGAGGGUCUAAUGGAAUAGGCAAAGCAAUCGCAUUACGAUUAGCUCAAGAAGGGUGCAAUAUUGCAAUAGCAAAUAGAAAUCACGAAGAAGGUCAACGAACUGCGGCUGAAAUACAACAAAAGUUUGGUGUCAACGCAAAAGCUUUUAAAGUAGAUGUUUCAAAUGUAAAUGAAGUUAAAAAGUUAAGAGUUGAUGUUGAAAACACAUUGGGAACCGUCGAUAUAUUAGUAAACAACGCUGCAUCUUUAGCAUUGAACAUUUCUCUUUUAGAAGGAACAUCCAAGGAUAUUCAAAGUAUUAUUGACACAAAUCUUACAGCUUACUUCUGGACUGUCAGACAAUUCUUACCAGGCAUGAUUGAAAGGAAGCGAGGUCAUGUUGUCUCAGUAUCUUCACUAAGCGCUAAAGUUACAAUGCCAAACAAUUUGACUUACGUAACAACAAAAUUCGGCAAUGAUGGAUUCAUGAAAGCACUUUUUGAUGAUCUUUGUUUGAAUAAUCAUGACGAUUAUAUAAACUUAACCACGGUUUAUCCAUCAUUCACAGCAACUCAGAAAAACUUAACGUCAUUGCUUGAAUCUAUUACUGAUAUUAUUGCGUACGAUCCAGACUAUGUUGGUGAUUUAAUUGUUAAAGGAAUGCUUGCAAAUCGAAGAGAAUUCAUUGUUCCGCCAUCAUCAGCGCUUUUUAUUCUAACAAGAUAUUUUCCUGACAAAGUUAUGAAACGAGCUAAAUUGAGUUUGAUUGAUCUGAAUAAAAGAAAACAGUACGAUGAACUCAGAAAAAAUAUUUAAAAAUUAUGUGGAGUUUGGAGAUAUUAAACGAUCAUGCAUUGGUAAAUUAUAUUAGAUCACUUUAAUUAAGAAGAUUUGUUAUUUAAAUAAAUUUAAUUUAAUGCACAAGUGACUUAAUUGUCAAGGGAGUUCCCCUGAAUUAUUGAAAUACAACGAAGAUUAUUCAUACACUCACAAAAAAAACUUUGCAGCAUCAUCAAAUUCAUUAGUUCAAUAGU
Molecule: messenger RNA, 1211 nt
Organism: Clunio marinus
Lineage: Eukaryota; Metazoa; Arthropoda; Insecta; Diptera; Chironomidae
Source: the annotation of a GenBank genome assembly